AUGUCAAGUACUAUUGAAGAUAACGAACUUCCUAAAGCCAAUGUGACAAGAGUACUCAAGACUGCUCUUCCACCAGGAACUGCUUUGCAAAAAGAUGCUAAAUUAGCAGUGAGUAAAGCAGCCACUGUUUUUAUCAGUUAUCUGUCUUCUGUGGCAAACGACGUUGCAAAGGCAGCUAACCAUAAAACAAUCAGUGCAGCUGAUGUAUUUGAGGCCUUAAACUUGGUUGAAUUAGAAAACUUGUCACCUCAACUCAAGGAAUCAUUGGAAGUCUAUCAGCAAUUAAUGCUAGAAAAAAAGAAUCAGAAAAAGAAGGAUAAAAAUGAUACAAAGUCCAAAGAUGAUGAUGCACCAAUGGAAGAAACUUCUCGAGGUCAAAAGCGUUCUCUUGACGAUGAUGAUGAAGAAGAAGAAGAAGAGGAGGAGGAGGAGGAGGAAGAUGAGUUGAUGUCUGCCGAAAAUAGUAAAAAGGUUAAAUCAUUAGAAGAUGACGAUGAAGAAGAAGAUGAAAUAGAGGCUGAGGAAGACGAAAUAGAAGAACAAGCUUAA
Molecule: messenger RNA, 549 nt
Organism: Gilbertella persicaria
Lineage: Eukaryota; Fungi; Mucoromycota; Mucoromycetes; Mucorales; Choanephoraceae
Product: histone-fold-containing protein
Exons: 4
Coding region: 1-549 (182 amino acids)
Biological process (GO): DNA damage response; heterochromatin formation; leading strand elongation
Cellular component (GO): epsilon DNA polymerase complex; CHRAC
Molecular function (GO): protein heterodimerization activity; chromatin DNA binding
Source: RefSeq, a predicted model, not a curated record